This is a messenger RNA of Chilo suppressalis (striped riceborer), 2522 nucleotides long. The record is from the annotation of a GenBank genome assembly. NCBI's taxonomy places the organism in Eukaryota, Metazoa, Arthropoda, Insecta, Lepidoptera, Crambidae.
UGUCAAUCAAAUUACAAUAGAAUAAAAUCUCAAUUAAGUGCAGAAUACAAAAAUAAUAAUAAUAAGUAGUUGAAUAUCAUAAAACUACUGUCACUAGCUAGCUACAAUCAUUACAUAAAUAUUCUUUUAUACUCUAAAACAGAGGUUCCCAUACUUUUUUGUGUCAUAGACCCUUUGCAUGUUUUUAGGGUUUGGGUAGACUCCUACUUACCUGAUAUUGAUUUUUUGUAAAUUUCUAUCUGGAGGGAAGUUAGUGUAACAAGAUGAUACUGGUUUAUCAUGAUGUGCAGGUUUAAACAAUUUCAAAAUGUAUUGCGACCACAAAACGAAUGCCUACAUGUUACAAAAUUUUAUAAACAUAUAUAUAAUAUUUUUUAUUAUUUCAUAGGUACUUUUAUAAAUAAUGUAUAUGUCUUUUUAAUAGAAGAUAGCAUAAUACAAGUAAAUAAGUACUAUCAGUGUAUGUUGAGAACCAUUAUUGUGGACCCCCAUUUUCAUUUCAUGAACCCCAAAUUUUUUUUUCGCUGACGUAGACCCCUCGCAGGUCGUCAUAGACCCCUAGGACUCGAUAUAGACCACUUUGGGAAUCACUGCUCUAAAACAUCUUAUUGUAUAGCCAACUGUACAAGGCAGUCUUAAAUUUCUUAAAAUGCAUUUGUUAGUAUAAGGCGUAAGUUAGUAACUGAUUGUAAAUUUCGAUACACAUCCAAUUUAUUUUUGAACCGCAUUUUUUUAGUACUGCAGAAACCAUUUAUAACGAUUUCGUGUAUUUCGUGGAUAUAUAUAUAUAUAUAUAUAUCUUCAGCUUGCCUGAAAUAGUCCAUAAUUUACUUUACAAAAAUGUAUAGGCAAGUCAAUGGUAAUAUUUUAAAUGUUUAAACAAUGAUCUGCACGGUUCAUCAGGCGCAGUUCCAAAUUUUUUUGGGUAAUAAUAAAGUAAUAAAGCCUUUUUUGCUUCUAUACUAUAAAUAGUUGGUAUAUUCCUUUUAAUAUUAUUUGAAAAUUUAAAGAGAAUAUAAUUAUAAUAUUCAUCAAAGUGAUUAAUAGAAAAAUUCAAAAAUGACGAACAGGGAAGACGAGAGUGAUUCAGGUGAGACGCGUUUAGCUGCUUUGUUGGCUGUUCAUCUCGUUAGCCAAGUGCUCGAUGAAGCUUACGUGAUCACCAACGCUGCUACUGAAUCAGGUCAACCAUGGCGCUAUUUGGAAAUGCUAAAAAACAUAAGAAGUGGUCAAAUUGCUAAUAUGGAGGAAGAAAAUGUAUACUAUUGUACUUCUAAGGAAUAUAUCGAAACUAAAGAUAACGAAAUCUCAGGAGUAACAAACGUAGUUGCCACAUCUACCCCACAAAAAUUACCAGAAGCCUUUGGAAACAUAAUGAAUAACACAAGUUUUAUUGGCCAGGGGGAUGAGGAAUUUUCUUCAUCAGAGACGCAAAAUGAUAUGAACUCUUCAACAGCUAUGUUUAUAAACAAUUUAUUUGAUAUGAGUGAAGUCGAACAAGUGAUUAUUUGUGACGACUCUGUAAUUGCAGAGAGCAAUCAGGAUUCGAAUUAUAACGAUUUACUUACUGAAGCUAUGGCAAAAAUAAUGGAGUCAUAUAUAAACAAUGCUCUCAGUAUUGUUUUUGAUCAAGAUAAAGUUGUAAGUGACUGCACUGAAUCUUCUAAUGUAAAGAUAUCUCCUUGUAAUGAACAAUUAGGAUACUCAAUUCUAACAGAUACAAUAAGCACAGAAGUUGAAAAUAUUGUUGAGGAUAUUGCAUUUUACUUGGAUAAAGAUAUUAUUGAGACUGAUCAAAACGUUGCUGGAUCUUCAGUAACAGUUACUGAAAUCACUCAGAACGAAAACUCCGAGAAAGACCUCAAUAAAAGUGAUGUUGCUCGCUAUGAAAAUGCUUUCUUGACACUUAACCGUGAUUAUGAUCAAUAUUCCGAAGAAGAUGGAGAACCUGUACUUCAAGAUCCUAAAGGAUUGAUAAUGCAAGAUAUUGAACUAGAAGUAACACAAGCGCCAGAUGAUAAUAAUACUGAAACACAUGAGAUAAAAGAGAUAGAAGAGCUGAAAACUAAGGAGUUGAAAUCUGUAUCAGCUAUAUCAGCAGCGGCUAGUUCUCAUAAAAGCAGUUUGGUAAAGCGUUGCAGGACUCAAGGUGCGAGGUUGUUGGCAUGCCUUCGAGGCUGGUGGCGGCGCAAGACACCAGGAAAGCGCAAGGAAGCUCGGGUGCCAGGGUCAAUGCGUGGAAUAUGUCCGUUGUCACCAGAUGCCAGGCGACGCGCUACGAGCCUUCUGGAUCAAAGUCGUCUAGGUUCCUAUGUCGAAUCUGUCCCACAUGUGGUUUGGAAGUUCAAUACUGUUAGCGAGGCUUUAGUGAAUUCGUCCCGCUGGAAGAAUUACACAUUCGACGCUAAUAACGAUGAAUGCGCCAAAUAUUUAUAAAUUACAAAUUGUUAUUUUGUGCCAAUUUUGUGUAAAAUUAGAAACUUUUCAAUGUUUCAAGUAACUGUACUUUAUAUAGUUAUUAA